This is a messenger RNA of Lepus europaeus (European hare), 7223 nucleotides long. It is a transcript of the gene DMBT1, whose product is annotated as deleted in malignant brain tumors 1. The record is from RefSeq and is a predicted model, not a curated record. The coding region runs from base 1 to 6930 and encodes 2309 amino acids. The transcript has 40 exons. Lineage: Eukaryota; Metazoa; Chordata; Mammalia; Lagomorpha; Leporidae. Gene Ontology annotation, cellular component: membrane.
AUGGAGAGCCUGGGCCUCUGGUGUGACACUCCUCUGGUGCUCUUUGAGGUCCUGCUGGGUAUGCAGUGCGGGGGUGGGGACUGCCCCCCUACCCUCCCGUCUUCCCUGCUGUCCUGGUCACGGGGACACAGGAAAUGUCCCACCGGCUGCACCCCCUCCCUCCUGGCUCACUUUCUCCUUCUGUCCCAAGUGACUUCGCUGGCCUGGAAGGACCAUGUUCCUGGGGAAGCUACUGCUGCUACCACAGAUGUGUCCACAGCUGGCCAGUGGAUCCCAUAUACCACCUACCAUGAUUCCUUGUCUUCCUCACGGACUCCUGUGCGAACAACGACAGAAGAAACAUGGCCGAGCACGAUCAUCCAAGAAUCCACCCCAGAUUUCCCACCUGGAUUGGAACUGCGACUCGUGAAUGGAGGUGGCCGUUGCCAGGGCCGGGUGGAGGUCCUGUACCAGGGUUCCUGGGGCACCGUGUGUGACGACGGCUGGGACAUCAAUGACGCCCAGGUGGUGUGCAGACAGCUGGGCUGUGGCAUGGCUGUGUCAGCCCCAGGAAAUGCGCGGUUUGGUCAGGGCCCUGGCCAGAUUGUCCUGGACGAUGUGAGCUGCUCAGGGCAUGAGGCGUACCUGUGGAGCUGCCACCACCGCGGCUGGCUCUUGCACAACUGUGGACACCAGGAGGACGCAGGGGUCAUCUGCUCAGAUGCCGUGCCCACGACCACACCCCUACCAGAAACAUGGCCGACCACGAUCAUCCAAGAAUCCACCCCAGAUUUCCCACCUGGAUUGGAACUGCGACUCGUGAAUGGAGGUGGCCGUUGCCAGGGCCGGGUGGAGGUCCUGUACCAGGGUUCCUGGGGCACCGUGUGUGACGACGGCUGGGACAUCAAUGACGCCCAGGUGGUGUGCAGACAGCUGGGCUGUGGCAUGGCUGUGUCAGCCCCAGGAAAUGCGCGGUUUGGUCAGGGCCCUGGCCAGAUUGUCCUGGACGAUGUGAGCUGCUCAGGGCAUGAGGCGUACCUGUGGAGCUGCCACCACCGCGGCUGGCUCUUGCACAACUGUGGACACCAGGAGGACGCAGGGGUCAUCUGCUCAGAUGCCGUGCCCACGACCACACCCCUACCAGAAACAUGGCCGAGCACGAUCAUCCAAGAAUCCACCCCAGAUUUCCCAUCUGGAUUGGAACUGCGACUCGUGAAUGGAGGUGGCCGUUGCCAGGGCCGGGUGGAGGUCCUGUACCAGGGUUCCUGGGGCACCGUGUGUGACGACGGCUGGGACAUCAAUGACGCCCAGGUGGUGUGCAGACAGCUGGGCUGUGGCAUGGCUGUGUCAGCCCCAGGAAAUGCGCAGUUUGGUCAGGGCCCUGGCCAGAUUGUCCUGGACGAUGUGAGCUGCUCAGGGCAUGAGGCGUACCUGUGGAGCUGCCACCACCGCGGCUGGCUCUUGCACAACUGUGGACACCAGGAGGACGCAGGGGUCAUCUGCUCAGAUGCCGUGCCCACGACCACACCCCUACCAGAAACAUGGCCGACCACGAUCAUCCAAGAAUCCACCCCAGUGGAUAUAUCCGGUUUGCAACUGAGACUGGUGAAUGGAAGUGACCGGUGUGAGGGCCGGGUGGAGGUCCUGUACCAGGGUUCCUGGGGCACCGUGUGUGACGACAGCUGGGACCUCAAUGACGCUCACGUGGUGUGCAGACAGCUGGGCUGUGGCACGGCCCUGUCCGCCCCAGCCAGUGCCCGGUUCGGUCAGGGCUCGGGGUCGAUUGUCCUGGAUGACGUGAGCUGCUCAGGCAGCGAGCCCAACCUGUGGAGCUGUUCCCACCGUGGCUGGCUCUCCCAUAACUGUGGACACCACGAGGACGCGGGGGUCGUCUGCUCAGGACCAGAUUCGCGUUUGGCUGUGAGACUGGUGAAUGGAGGAAACCAGUGCCAGGGCCGGGUGGAGGUCCUGUACCGGGGCUCCUGGGGCACCGUGUGUGACGACAACUGGGACAUCAACGACGCCAGCGUGGUCUGCAGGCAGCUGGGCUGUGGCUGGGCUGUGUCAGCCCCAGGAAGUGCCAGCUUCGGGCAGGGUUCGGGAUCCAUUUUCUUGGAUGACGUGUCCUGCUCGGGCCAAGAGCCGUACCUGUGGAACUGCUCACACAGUGGCUGGCUCUCCCACAACUGUGGCCACCAGGAGGACGCAGGAGUCAUCUGCUCAGAUGGAUUGACAACCACAGCGCCACCUGUAUCCACCACAGUGGAUAUAUCCGGUUUGCAACUGAGACUGGUGAAUGGAAGUGACCGGUGUGAGGGCCGGGUGGAGGUCCUGUACCAGGGUUCCUGGGGCACCGUGUGUGACGACAGCUGGGACCUCAAUGACGCUCACGUGGUGUGCAGACAGCUGGGCUGUGGCACGGCCCUGUCCGCCCCAGCCAGUGCCCGGUUCGGUCAGGGCUCGGGGUCGAUUGUCCUGGAUGACGUGAGCUGCUCAGGCAGCGAGCCCAACCUGUGGAGCUGUUCCCACCGUGGCUGGCUCUCCCAUAACUGUGGACACCACGAGGACGCGGGGGUCGUCUGCUCAGGACCAGAUUCGCGUUUGGCUGUGAGACUGGUGAAUGGAGGAAACCAGUGCCAGGGCCGGGUGGAGGUCCUGUACCGGGGCUCCUGGGGCACCGUGUGUGACGACAACUGGGACAUCAACGACGCCAGCGUGGUCUGCAGGCAGCUGGGCUGUGGCUGGGCUGUGUCAGCCCCAGGAAGUGCCAGCUUCGGGCAGGGUUCGGGAUCCAUUUUCUUGGAUGACGUGUCCUGCUCGGGCCAAGAGCCGUACCUGUGGAACUGCUCACACAGUGGCUGGCUCUCCCACAACUGUGGCCACCAGGAGGACGCAGGAGUCAUCUGCUCAGAUGGAUUGACAACCACAGCGCCACCUGUAUCCACCACAGUGGAUAUAUCUGGUUUGCAACUGAGACUGGUGAAUGGAAGUGACCGGUGUGAGGGCCGGGUGGAGGUCCUGUACCAGGGUUCCUGGGGCACCGUGUGUGACGACAGCUGGGACCUCAAUGACGCUCACGUGGUGUGCAGACAGCUGGGCUGUGGCACGGCCCUGUCCGCCCCAGCCAGUGCCCGGUUCGGUCAGGGCUCGGGGUCGAUUGUCCUGGAUGACGUGAGCUGCUCAGGCAGCGAGCCCAACCUGUGGAGCUGUUCCCACCGUGGCUGGCUCUCCCAUAACUGUGGACACCACGAGGACGCGGGGGUCGUCUGCUCAGGACCAGAUUCGCGUUUGGCUGUGAGACUGGUGAAUGGAGGAAACCAGUGCCAGGGCCGGGUGGAGGUCCUGUACCGGGGCUCCUGGGGCACCGUGUGUGACGACAACUGGGACAUCAACGACGCCAGCGUGGUCUGCAGGCAGCUGGGCUGUGGCUGGGCUGUGUCAGCCCCAGGAAGUGCCAGCUUCGGGCAGGGUUCGGGAUCCAUUUUCUUGGAUGACGUGUCCUGCUCGGGCCAAGAGCCGUACCUGUGGAACUGCUCACACAGUGGCUGGCUCUCCCACAACUGUGGCCACCAGGAGGACGCAGGAGUCAUCUGCUCAGAUGGAUUGACAACCACAGCGCCACCUGUAUCCACCACAGUGGAUAUAUCCGGUUUGCAACUGAGACUGGUGAAUGGAAGUGACCGGUGUGAGGGCCGGGUGGAGGUCCUGUACCAGGGUUCCUGGGGCACCGUGUGUGACGACAGCUGGGACCUCAAUGACGCUCACGUGGUGUGCAGACAGCUGGGCUGUGGCACGGCCCUGUCCGCCCCAGCCAGUGCCCGGUUCGGUCAGGGCUCGGGGUCGAUUGUCCUGGAUGACGUGAGCUGCUCAGGCAGCGAGCCCAACCUGUGGAGCUGUUCCCACCGUGGCUGGCUCUCCCAUAACUGUGGACACCACGAGGACGCGGGGGUCGUCUGCUCAGGACCAGAUUCGCGUUUGGCUGUGAGACUGGUGAAUGGAGGAAACCAGUGCCAGGGCCGGGUGGAGGUCCUGUACCGGGGCUCCUGGGGCACCGUGUGUGACGACAACUGGGACAUCAACGACGCCAGCGUGGUCUGCAGGCAGCUGGGCUGUGGCUGGGCUGUGUCAGCCCCAGGAAGUGCCAGCUUCGGGCAGGGUUCGGGAUCCAUUUUCUUGGAUGACGUGUCCUGCUCGGGCCAAGAGCCGUACCUGUGGAACUGCUCACACAGUGGCUGGCUCUCCCACAACUGUGGCCACCAGGAGGACGCAGGAGUCAUCUGCUCAGAUGGAUUGACAACCACAGCGCCACCUGUAUCCACCACAGUGGAUAUAUCCGGUUUGCAACUGAGACUGGUGAAUGGAAGUGACCGGUGUGAGGGCCGGGUGGAGGUCCUGUACCAGGGUUCCUGGGGCACCGUGUGUGACGACAGCUGGGACCUCAAUGACGCUCACGUGGUGUGCAGACAGCUGGGCUGUGGCACGGCCCUGUCCGCCCCAGCCAGUGCCCGGUUCGGUCAGGGCUCGGGGUCGAUUGUCCUGGAUGACGUGAGCUGCUCAGGCAGCGAGCCCAACCUGUGGAGCUGUUCCCACCGUGGCUGGCUCUCCCAUAACUGUGGACACCACGAGGACGCGGGGGUCGUCUGCUCAGGACCAGAUUCGCGUUUGGCUGUGAGACUGGUGAAUGGAGGAAACCAGUGCCAGGGCCGGGUGGAGGUCCUGUAUCGGGGCUCCUGGGGCACCGUGUGUGACGACAGCUGGGACAUCAACGACGCCAGCGUGGUCUGCAGGCAGCUGGGCUGUGGCUGGGCUGUGUCAGCCCCAGGAAGUGCCAGCUUCGGGCAGGGUUCGGGAUCCAUUUUCUUGGAUGACGUGUCCUGCUCGGGCCAAGAGCCGUACCUGUGGAACUGCUCACACAGUGGCUGGCUCUCCCACAACUGUGGCCACCAGGAGGACGCAGGAGUCAUCUGCUCAGAUGGAUUGACAACCACAGCGCCACCUGUAUCCACCACAGUGGAUAUAUCCGGUUUGCAACUGAGACUGGUGAAUGGAAGUGACCGGUGUGAGGGCCGGGUGGAGGUCCUGUACCAGGGUUCCUGGGGCACCGUGUGUGACGACAGCUGGGACCUCAAUGACGCUCACGUGGUGUGCAGACAGCUGGGCUGUGGCACGGCCCUGUCCGCCCCAGCCAGUGCCCGGUUCGGUCAGGGCUCGGGGUCGAUUGUCCUGGAUGACGUGAGCUGCUCAGGCAGCGAGCCCAACCUGUGGAGCUGUUCCCACCGUGGCUGGCUCUCCCAUAACUGUGGACACCACGAGGACGCGGGGGUCGUCUGCUCAGGACCAGAUUCGCGUUUGGCUGUGAGACUGGUGAAUGGAGGAAACCAGUGCCAGGGCCGGGUGGAGGUCCUGUACCAGGGCUCCUGGGGCACCGUGUGUGACGACAGCUGGGACAUCAACGACGCCAGCGUGGUCUGCAGGCAGCUGGGCUGUGGCUGGGCUGUGUCAGCCCCAGGAAGUGCCAGCUUCGGGCAGGGUUCGGGAUCCAUUUUCUUGGAUGACGUGUCCUGCUCGGGCCAAGAGCCGUACCUGUGGAACUGCUCACACCGUGGCUGGAUCUCCCACAACUGUGGCCACCACGAGGACGCAGGAGUCAUCUGCUCAGAUGGAUUGACAACCACAGCGCCACCUGUAUCCACCACAGCUUCUGUUCCCAAUGUCUCCAUCUCAAAUGCAAGUUAUUCCUGUGGAGGCUUCCUGUCCCAACCGUCAGGACGCUUUUCCAGUCCCUUCUAUCCUGGGAACUAUCCCAACAACGCCAGAUGUGUGUGGGACAUUGAGGUCCAAAACAACUACCAAGUGACCGUGACCUUCAGUGAUGUCCAGCUGGAAGGCGGCUGCCACUAUGAUUAUAUCGAAGUCUUCGACGGCCCCUACCACAGCUCCCCCCUCAUCGCUCGGGUCUGCGACGGGGCUCAGGGCUCCUUCACCUCUUCCUCAAACUUCCUGUCGGUUCGCUUUGUCAGUGACAGCAGCGUCACAAGGAGAGGGUUCCAGGCUGAGUUCUACUCCCUCCCCUCCAAUGACAGCACCAACCUCCUUUGUCUGGUGAACCACAUGCAAGCCAGCGUGAGCAGGGCCUACCUGCAAUCCCUGGGCUUCUCUGCCUGGGACCUCGUCGUCUCUGGCUGGAAUGGGAGCUACCAGUGUCAGCGCCAGAUAACGCCAAGCCAGGUGAUAUUCACGAUUCCCUACUCGGGCUGUGGCACCGUCAAACAGGUGGACAACGACACCAUCAGCUACUCCAAUUUCCUCAAAGCCGCUGUUUCGAGUGGGGUCAUCAAGAGGAAGAAGGACCUGCACAUCCACGUGAGCUGCAGGAUGCUACAGGACUCCUGGGUGCACACCAUGUACAUUGCCAACGACACCGUCGAGGUCAACGAGGUCCAGUACAGCAACUUCAACGUGAACAUCUCCUUUUACACAUCCUCCUCCUUCUCCUACCCCGUGACCAGCAGCCCCUACUACGUGGACCUGGACCAGAAUUUGUACCUUCAGGCUGAAAUCCUGCAUUCUGACGCCUCCCUUGCCUUAUUUGUGGACACCUGUGUGGCAUCACCAGACCCCAACGACUUCACCUCUUUGACCUACGACCUAAUCCGGAGUGGGUGCGUGAGGGAUGAAACCUACCGAUCCUACGCCCAGCCAUCGCCCCGCGUCGUGCGCUUCAGGUUCAAUUCCUUCCACUUCCUGAACCGCUUCCCCGCCGUGUACCUGCGGUGUAAGAUGGUGGUGUGCCGGGCCUACGACUACUCCUCCCGCUGCUACCGGGGCUGCGUGGUGCGCUCCAAGAGAGACGUGGGCUCCUACCAGGAAAGGGUGGACGUCGUCCUGGGACCCAUCCAGCUGCUGGACCCCCCUGCAGGGAAGAAGAGCCCGGGGAAGGGGUCUCCCUGAGACCCCCACUGCCCGCGGGGCCCCUGAUGCCCAGCACUCGCUUGUUUCUGCUGGCCUCCUGUUCCACUGCGACGACAGAGCGCCCACUGUAUGCCAGGCCACACGCAUUGGACUUGACCCAGUUCCUGUCUUUCCUCAAGGCUCCCGUGUAGGGUGUGAUCAAGAGCGUUCUGGCCUGGGAGGCAGGUGGACUUGACCCCUGACCCUUUGGGAGUUCACAACCUGUGCUGUGCAUCUGUGAAAUAAAAAUGUUGAUCCUCACCUCUUAGAGCUGUUGAGAGAGAAAUAAAGUC